This is a messenger RNA of Amborella trichopoda, 2468 nucleotides long. RefSeq names its product actin-related protein 5 (gene ARP5). The record is from RefSeq and is a predicted model, not a curated record. NCBI's taxonomy places the organism in Eukaryota, Viridiplantae, Streptophyta, Magnoliopsida, Amborellales, Amborellaceae.
UGGAGUGAGAAAAUGAGUUUGGCUAUGAGGCCAUCUCGACAAACUGAUUACAGUCUCUUCCCUUCUGAUUGCCCCAUUGUUAUUGACAAUGGAGCUUUCAACUGUCGCGUUGGAUGGGCCGGAGAGACUGAUCCACGUUUUACUUUCCGUAAUGUGAUCCAAAAGCCUAAACACAAAGCUACUGGAGAAAGUGUGAGUAUCAUUGGCGAUCUUGAUCCUGGGCUGAUGAAGUAUUUUGACUAUACAAGAGCACCACUUCGUUCACCCUUCGAUUCAAAUGUUGUUUACCAGUUUGAAACAAUGGAAUAUAUCCUUGAUUAUGCUUUUGAGAGGAUUGGUGUGGAAGGACCAAAGGUGGAUCAUCCUAUCCUCAUAACGGAGUGUGUCUGCAACCCAGUUCACUCUCGAAGCAAAAUGGCAGAACUUCUUUUUGAAACUUAUGGGAUCCCUUCAGUAGCUUAUGGUGUGGAUGCUGCAUUUAGCUACAAGCACAAUCAGAAACUUGGAAUUUGUGACAAUGACGGUCUAGUUGUGUGUUCAGGAUUCACAACGAGCCAUGUCAUACCUAUUUUACAUGGUGAACCUGUUUUCGAAGCAAGUUGCAGAACCAAUAUUGGUGGAUACCAUGUCACUGACUAUAUGAAACAGCUUCUUUCCCUACAGUACCCUUAUCAUGUGUCCAGCUUUGCAUGGGAAAAAGUUGAACACCUGAAGAUGGAGCACUGCUAUAUUGCUCUGGACUAUGCCUCAGAAUCCCAGUUGUUCCAGAAAGGGGCCAAAGAAACUGACGAGAAAGUCAGAUAUUGGCAGCUUCCUUAUAGACCUCCUCCGGUAGAAGAGGAGCCAUCUGAAGAAGAGCUGGCAAGAAAGGCAGCAAUUAAGGAAAAGCAAGGCCAACGACUACGUGAAAUGGCUGCUGCUAAGAGGUCUUCAAGAAUAACUGAGUUCGAAAAUGAACUGCAAGGACUGGAAUUUCUUCUGCAACAGCUGGAAAAUGUUGAGGACCAUGAGAUCCCAUUUUUCUUGUCAGAAACAGGCUAUGUCUCUAAGCAAGAAAUAGAGUCUGCUGUGGCAAGGGUUACACAAUCUUUAAGAAAAGCCAAGGGUGAGCCGGUUGAAGUUGAGGAGAAAACUGAGUCCCCAUCUAGUGAGAAGUAUCCCCUCAUUAAUAUACCGGACCACAUGUUGACUCCAGAGCAGUUAAAGCAGAAGAAGAGACAGAUAUUCAUCAAGACAACGUCUGAGGGUAAGCUGAGAGCGAAACAGAAAAAGCAGGAGGAAGAAUUGGAAAGAGAAAGGCAGAAUCAACAAGAUGAGGAGAAGCGUUUGGAGAAUCCAGAGCUUUAUCUGGAGCAGCUGAGAGCUAAACAGAGAGAACUUGCUCAGAGAGUGGAGCAGCGGAAGAAGUUGAAGACAAAUGGUACUCGUGGGAACGGAACCCCAGUUUUGUCUGGGAAUGUUGGCAGAGGUGAGAGACUCAAUGCUGCACAAAAGGAAAGGAUGCGCCUUUUAACAACUGCUGCCUUUGAUCGAGGAAAGGGUGAGGACACCUUUGGAAUCAAGGAUGAGGAUUGGCAACUCUACAAAUUGAUGAGCAGGGAUAAUGAUGACAAUGAUGAGGGACCCAAUGAAGAUGAAGCUGAACUGGCUAGGGUCACUGCAAAGCUUCAGGAAAUAGACCCUACCUUUGUAACAUUGGUUGAACCCAGUCCUCCGGCGACUGGAAAUGGAUCAGAAACCCCUCAUUUCCGGCCACUAACAGCUGAAGAUUACCGUAUUACCCUUGGGAUCGAGAGAUUCAGGUGCCCGGAAAUCCUUUUCCAACCCCACAUUGUGGGAAUCGACCAAGCUGGCCUUGAUGAAAUGGUUGGGAUCUCAAUGAGAAGGCUAAAGCCGGAAUUAUUAUCACAUGGAGAAAACCUUUGCAACUCUGUUCUAUUAACUGGAGGGAACUGCCUUUUCCCAGGAAUUAAUGAACGAAUUCUCACUGGAAUUCAGAAAAUCCGGCCAUUUGGUUCGAGCAUUAGAGUUUGUAGGGCAUCUGAUCCUCUUUUGGAUGCUUGGCAUGGGGCCUCGAUGAUUGCUGCUUCGCCUAGUUUUUCAGAGCAGGUGUUUAGUAGGCAGGAUUAUAUGGAGAAGGGCGAGGAGUGGCUACGGAAGUAUCAAAUCAGAUACACAAUAUGAUCUGUGUCUUUUGGGUAACUGAUAUAGUCUUCAUGUAUCUUUACUUUUGUUUUGUUGAUUGAAGUAUUGAGGGAAGUUAUAGGAUCAGUAUGGUUUAUGAGCCAUGGUUUUGUAAAUUGCGGAAUGAGAAUGUUUUGAAAGGGUAAAAUCUGUCAUCUUUUGCUUUCUCUACUGUCUUCUUAUUGAUCUUAGAGAUCUAUUUUUUGGUAGGUGUCACAAAAUAUGACAUUGUAUAUUACAAAUGGUAUGUUUGAUAGGUAUCAUCACCAUCCCUUCUUCCAGUU